CUAGUGUAACGAUACAGUCCGCCGCGUUAUGCAGUGCAUUUGCAAUAACAAUACAAGACUUGCACACAUAGAGAUAGUCACGAAAUUGUUUUCGUCCCGUUUCUCGCUACCAAAAGACUAAAAACGGAAAACCAAUUUCCUGCUGUUGCUACUGCUUGUUGGCUCGCUCGUAUAUAGAACAAUAUCGCUACAAUCAAACCUCUUGGGGUGUUGUUCUUCUCCACGUUGCUGUUGUGUCUGCUUCAGCAGUGUGUCCGGUUGUUCUGCUGAAGACUUAUGAUUUUUUUUUUAGAUCCGACAGCAACAAUAGAGGACUAGUCCGGAGUGUUGAUUUAUUUUGUCAUUUCGCCAGUUCACUUUUGCUCUUCCUGUGAAGACGAGAGAGAUUAAACGGCUGUUCAUUUCGCCGUCAUUUGUCAUUGCAUUAAUAGCCUACAGAUAGCAGUGGUCGUAGUUAAACCGAUGCAAGCUGCUGAUAAGUUCGUUCGUGUAUUUGUGUGCUGAUUUCGGUGUCUGAGUGAAAAGACAAGCAGCCAACUAUAGGCUACGGCACGAGCGAUUGAAUUCGUAGCCUAUAGAUACUUGUUAGUUGCUCUGGAGUGACGUUUCUCUACCGUGUUCGCUAUACCAAGAAAAACAUGCCUGUCAUUACAGUAAGCAACAAAGCAGACUUCGACAGCCAAAUGAACACUGCCGGCAACCGGUUGGUCAUUGUUGAUUUCACCGCCAGUUGGUGUGCCCCUUGUCAACGAAUUGCGCCUCAUUUUGCUACGCUUUCGAAUACGUAUGCAGCUGAUGCGGUGUUUCUUAAGGUUGAUAUUGACGAAGCUCGCGAAGUUGCCCAACAGUACAAUGUCACUGCUGUUCCAACAUUUAUCUUCUUCCGCGGAGGGGAACGACUUUUUAACAUGCGGGGAUGCAAUCCUACUACGUUGGAAACCAAAAUUACGGAACUCCUCAGUCGGUGCCCUGAAGUCGAGCGUAUACAAACCCACGGAGACUUAGCGCCAUUCAUUGCUAAACAGAAUUCGGAGUGCCUCAACGAGAGCGACAACUUCAACUUGGCAGCGCUCCUCGAGGGAAAAGCCCACCUCGAAUCCGACUGCGAUGAGCAGUUACUAAUAAGCAUCGGAUUCCAACAACCAGUAAAGCUGCAUUCGUUUCGUAUGACUGGACCAAGCAAUGCGGCAAAGACUGUCUGUAUCUUCAUCAAUCAACCGCACACACUUGAUUUCGAUUCAGCGUCAUCAAUGAAACCCGUUCAGGUUCUCGAACUCAGCCCGAAAGACGCCGAAAAGGAUGCCAUUGUCGAGUUAAAGUUCGUCAAAUUCCAAAACGUUUCAAAUCUACAAUUGUUCAUUAAGGAUAACCAGGACGGGUCAGAGGUGACUCGUAUUGACAAGCUACAGUUCUUCGGCUCAGCAUUAUCCUCCACGAAUAUGAGCGACUUCAAGCGCGUAACCGGCAAAAAGGGCGAAGCCCAUUAAAGAGCUGAACUCGUUGACUGGUAAUGAUUUCUUACCUAGUUGCGCCGGCGAAGCAAAUUAUUACCAAUUGGUCGUAACGUUCUACCUGUCUAAACGCACGAUACAUAACAAACCUACACAAGAUUAGCUUUGUUACAUUAAGGUUGGCCAUGUCACUGCAAGAUCAAGCCCUGCCUGCAAUCCUCCUGGUGGGUGUGCGGAACGCCCAACAAAGGUCAUCUGGUGGCCAAAGGAACGGUGCACUGUUAGUGACCUUAUCCUGAAUAGCAAAAGCGAAAAGCGAUUCUCUAUUGGGACAUGUUGGAUACACAAACAAACAUACACAUGUUUUUCUUGUUAUUACGGGCUGGAAAAGAGAGGGUAGUUAAAGGAACAAAGAAGAUUGGGUUGAAUCUGAUUUUUAAUCCAUCGAAAAACAAUAAAUAUAAUGCUCACUAGUUCGAAUGUGGACGUCGUUGCAAUACGUCCAUGGGUUCGAUGUAAGGCAAAGAAUGUAACAAAAGAGAACAUAAAUAACAACCCAUAGGAAAUAAUCGAUAUAUAGAUAAAUUUAUAGUGGACGAAUAAAUACAGACAUACGAGAGAUACAAGUGGAUGAAAAUAUAUAUAAACGAGUAAAUUGAUCUUUUUCAAAUACAGCAGUAUACGGAGACUAAGAAAGUACCGAAGGAGAUUUAGUAAUAAUUGCAAUAUAAUAUACAUUUGUUAGUAAAGAAGAUGGAAACAAAUGUCAACCGAUAAUUAUGAAUAAUAUGUAAGACUAUAUUUAAUUGGAGAGUUUCAAACACAAAACGUUUUUAGGAAAAGUGCAAAACGUUCCGUACAAGAUGUGAAGUUUUGGAAAACUAUGUGGCAGAUCAUUGUUCACAAAACCGACUGACUUCUGAAAGUAACAAUCUGAUAAUAGAGAACUGCAAAAUAGCUGACCUGCAUCUUAUGUGAAGAUGUCGAUGUUUUCGAUCAGAGUACCUAAGAUCAAGGCAGAGGUUGAAAAAUGGAGACGCCAGAAAAACAUGCGAAAAUAAAGUUAUUUCAGAUGCAAAACGUGUUUUAGAUAUGUGCUCUUUAAUUCUUUGCCUUAAAUAGUGCGUAUAAUAUAACUUAUCCGUCGACGCCUUCCCGUCUUAAACAAUUGAGAUUGUUAUUGUGAUGUAGACAGUAUUUUCUUGUCAUACGCAACAACAUUUGUGCUUUCUUGCGAGUCAAUUUGCGUUUAAAUGCUUUUCGCGUCUCUCUUCAACCUAUUCAUAACCCAUUUGCUGUACUGCAGCUAGUAAGCGUAAAUAUCUUGUAAACAAAUACAUAACGAGUAUUUAUAUUUUCAGCUUACCUAACUAGGAAAAGUCGAAGAAAACAGUGUUUGGUAUUUUUAAUUCCAACAAUGAUUUUAUUGCAUCAGUCGUUCGUGCAACUUGCCUUAACAUGAGUAUUACUUUAAAGUGGAGAAUUCCUCGCUCUAGCAGUUUCUCAACAAUUAGUUUAUUAAUCAGCUAACUCGUUUUAAUUCCCUGAUCAUGGUGGCGGCGAAAAUUUCCAUCUGCUUUUGUCUACUGACUGCACUGUUUAUAUUCUACGUACUAAUACAAUAAUACCGCCAUAUACAAAUUAGCUAUGUGUAGAACAAUUAUAUCGAGAAUCAAAGUUUCAUUCCGCCGCAUCUCUGCCCAGGUACUUCACGGUCACUCUCCACGAUUAUGUUCCACAAUAUAAUUUCAGACAAAAAAAAAUUAACAGUGGGCUACUCGCAGUGUUUUCACUUUUUGUAUUCAUUAGCACUUGCAUCAAUAAUAGGUUUGACGUAAUCAGAUAUAAUCUAUCGAGAAUUGUUCUAGCCUUGUUUUUCUAAGCACAUUAGAUUGGUCUGCUGUUAUUCUAUGCCCAAUACUGUGCCACAGAUCCGUAGUAUUCGAGCAUACUGCUAUUACAGUCAUACUGAGAACAUGUGGUGGAUAAAUUAAAGCGUCCAGCAUUUGUUUCAUGUCAAACUCUUUAUUUUAUACUAUAUUUAAACACACCGUAACAUUUUUUGAUAGCACACACUCAAAAUUAUUGUCAUCUCAUGAUUAUUUAAGCGAACUUCCACUUCGUCAUUCUAAACACCAAAACUGUCUAACGAUCAUGUGACGAUUCAUUAAUCUUUUAUUGACUAAUAUAUAUACAUAUAAAGUACUAAUGUGAAGCGGAUAAUAUUGAACAGCAAUGUAGAAGCUUGGGAGCUUAUUUCAACGCCGUUAAUACUCCAUCAAUAAUUUGUCGGGUAGUUCACUCAAUGCUAAACAAUAGUAUCCAAGUCAGAGCAAACCAAGAGUAAAAAGUAAUCAAUUGACACCUGCAACGUCUUUUUAUCGUCACAGAAAUCAGUAAACAAACUCAGAACUCGAAAGUGGUGUAUAGGUUCAAGCAGAAUUUCUCAACAAUUUAAACUCGUUUACUAGCUGACAAUUCCCUGAUCAGCAUAAUAGAGAAAAUUUCGAUCUGCUUAGUCCUACUGGCCACAUUGUUUACAUAUAAUAUUACAAUACGUCUUGACGAUAUCGACAUCUACAGAUGCCAAUUAUUUGUGAAGUAGUUUAUUGAAAACCUAAGCUUCAUCGUGUCGCAUCUCUGCUUAUGUACUUCUUGGUUAUGCUCCACAAUUAAAUUUUAUAAAAAAAAAAA
Varroa destructor (honeybee mite) is the source of this 4145-nucleotide messenger RNA. RefSeq names its product Thioredoxin-like (gene Txl). Lineage: Eukaryota; Metazoa; Arthropoda; Arachnida; Mesostigmata; Varroidae. The record is from RefSeq and is a predicted model, not a curated record.